Messenger RNA from Aspergillus homomorphus CBS 101889, 781 nucleotides. RefSeq lists its product as uncharacterized. Lineage: Eukaryota; Fungi; Ascomycota; Eurotiomycetes; Eurotiales; Aspergillaceae. The record is from RefSeq and is a predicted model, not a curated record. The transcript has a single exon. Bases 220 to 726 code for a protein of 168 amino acids.
UGCUUUUAUAAUAGACCUUGUCUGCGGUGUGGUUGGCUUUGAGUUUGCACCACUGAUGGCGCGAGACUCGUUCGGGGUCAAUUCACUGCUAACGCCGGAGCUGCAUCUGUUUUUGUGUUGAUUGUCUGUAGUGAUAACCCGUGUCCAUGAAGCCACUUCCUUGGACAGGUGACGGCUGGGCACAGGGUUGUCACUGGACAGCAUCAAGAUUAUGCAUGCAUGGGCCUCCUUCGAGACCCAAUCUUCAAUCACUUAAUGUGUUUUCUCCGGAGGAUGUUCCACGUGAGGAUCGUGCAUAGUGAGCUGUUGUGGAUAACGAACAUCAUUGGACAGCAUCCACUUGGAAUCGGGAGGCUAUGGGAAGGGCCAGCGUUUUGGUGUGCGGGUUUUGGUCACUGUUGGUUUGUGCGCAUUGUUUCUGACCGGCUAUAUUUAACGACCAUGAUGUCACGAAUUUCCUAUGACGAGAACUUUGGAUUACAUUGUUGUGGCUCAGCUGUUUCUUUUUUUUUUGUUUUUUUUUUUUCUUUACCCCGUUUGUUUCCUUCUACCUUUUCCUUAGUUUUAUCCACUCUCUCCAUUCUUGCAUCUCCGGGGAGAUUCGGCCGGCUGAGGUCGUUUCCCGGGGUACAUGUGUGUGCAUCGUUUCCUUCUGACAUGUAUGGGCAUUUGAAAAAUCUAUGGGCUUCCAGACUUGAAUGCGGGGUUCAUUCGGGAUGGGUGUAGGUUUAUAGUGAAAGUACGAGUAGCUUCGCAAGAGAAAGACGGACUCGGGUAACAA